AACUUUUAGUUGUUGUUCCAUUACAAUGUCAGCAAAUCUCAGACCUCUGCAGACUUUCGAUCACGUUUAAUGGAUCUAUUUCAUGAAUAACGAACUUCCGGCGUAGAUGUUUGGCAUGCCUGUGAAAUGUGAGCAAACACAGUCGCCAUCUAUUUCUGUCACUGCUGUCCUGCCGGAUACUGCUGCUGGCCUGAAAAGGUUGUUUAAGAACCAAACGGCUCCCUUAAUUUUACAGUUUCAGAACACUAACGGGUACUUAAGCCUCAGUCCUCCCCUGAGUCCUUGUCAUCAUGGACUUGUAUGAGAUCAGAGGAGGCAGGCUGGGUGUGAUUGCAGAGGAAGCCGAGCUCCAGGAGUUAAGCAGAGAGUCUACUGCUAUGGAGACCUACAAUGUAGGCUCACCUCCAUCUCUCACUGGAGCAGAAGAUGGAAGUGAUGGUGAGGAGGAUGCUUUUAAGGAGGGAGAAACUGAGGGGGAGAUCAUCUUGAUUCGCGAUCAGCUGCAAGAGAAGGUUGCAGAGAUGGAGAGCUUUGCUGGUCAUCUGGAAGAGAUCUUCCUUACAGUGGAGGAGAAUUUUGGCCGUCAAGAGCAGCACUUGGAGCAGCACUACAAUGACGUGCUGCAGACGCUGUCUCAGCGACAGGAUGAGAGCGCGGCAAGGUUGGAGGAGGAGAAGAAGGGUAAGCUGGAAGCCCUGUACGGUCAGCUGCUGGCCUGCGGUCAGGCACUCGAUGCCUCCAAGGAGCUCAUCGAGACAGCGCAGGAGGUCUACCGCAGCCAGGACAAGAGGCUUUUCUUGAAGACAGUUAUGCCCACAAUUAAAAGAAUCGAGGAGUUUGCCAAAGACGAGGUUGACCUCACGCUGUCUACAUGUCUUGAAUUCAACACACCGCUCGCUGACCUGUCAGAUGUCAAAACCAUGAUGGACUCGAUCAACAUUGUUCCAGCUCCAUCUGCCCCAGUAAUCAAUCCCCAGAUGCCCAACUCUGCCACUCAGACAUCCCUGCGUGUGUGCUGGAGCUUGUUCUCUGAUGACACGGUGGAGUACUAUGAGCUUUACUACAGGCCGGUGCUGGAGGAUACACCAGCAGACAGCGCCUUCACACCGCAGGUGAGCAAGGUAACGUUGAAGGAGACGCACUGCACUGUUGCAGAUUUGCUGCCCAAUGCUCAGUACGAGCUCUGGGUGACGGCUACCAAUACCACAGGCAUCAGCCCAGCCAGCGAGAAGGCCUUAUACAUGACGGUGCCAUCACCUCCAGUGAUUAAGCAGAGGGAGUGCAGUAGCUGUCCAGAGGCUGCUCUGAUCCGCUGGGAGUCAGGAAACACCAACCCCGUAGACUCCUACACGGUGGAGCUCAGGGAGAUGGGUGCAGAUGGCACAGAGAGCAGCAUUACCGAGUCUAUUGUAGCAGUGCCCACCUGUCAGUGUCUGAUCCAGCUGCAGCCAGGACGACGUUACCUCAUCUGUGUGAGAGCGGUCAACAUCGGAGGGCCCAGUGACAGGAGUGAACCAAUUACUAUCACCACUACAGGUACGUUUUUCUAUCUCCUGGAGGACACUGCCCAUCCUUGCCUGUCCAUCUCUGAAGACGGCUUCACAAUCUUUUAUGGCGAUGAAGAACUUCCAAUAAGUGCCAUGGCCUUAGAUGACAACACCUUUACCAGAUGUGUAGCUGUCCUCGGGGAUCUGAUUCCAGUGCGAAGCAGGCAUUACUGGGAAGUUGAGGUGGAUGAUGGGACAGAGUUCCGGAUCGGAGUUGCCUAUGAGAACACAGAGAGGAACUCGUACCUUGGGGCCAACAGUACCUCGUGGUGUAUGAGACACAUCCUGAGUCCAUCCAGGCAUAAAUACGAGUUUCUACACAACGGCUGGAGUCCUGACUUGAGGAUCACCGUGAACCCCGUAAGGAUUGGAGUGGCGCUUGACUAUGACAGAGGGACUCUGUCUUUCUUUAACGUAAAUCUGGAACAACACCUGCACACCUUCCACUGUCACUUCCGAAAUUACGUCCACCCCUGCUUUAGCCUGGACAACCCGGGAGCGCUUACUGUGCACAACGGCAUAGAAGCUCCCGAAUACGCAUUCAUCUGACAGUAUCAACAUGAAAUAAAAACCCAGGCAACAAGGCCAAAACAAUUAUCGUCUUUAAUACUUACCAAAGUGCUCGGUGACAUCGAACAAAACCAAUGUUUGUAACGCCAACCUCCAUUAAAAACUGAACUUUCUCACUGAAGAUAACACACUGCUUUCAAAUGCUUUUAUUAUAGUAUUCCAUGGGAACAGGCAUACACCAUUUUCCAAGAUAAGAAAAGGUUUCACUAGAUUGUACAAUAUUUAAACCACCUUUGACUGCAGCAGACUUGAGUGUUUAAGUCCAAAGGAGGAAAUAAGGAGCUGUUUUUUCUUUGCGCCCCCACCAAAAAAAUGCAUUGGAGAAAAAAAUGAAGGGGGGAAAAAAAACCCCCAAUUUAAAUUAUAAUACAGCUCUAUUCACAUAUGUAGAAGGAAAGUCCACCCAGAAUACUUCCACACACUGUAUAAAGUGGCUACUGAUGAUGUUUGAAUUUGCAAUCAGAUCACUAUUUCAUAAAAAAAUAAGAUGUAAAUAAACCCCCCCCCCCACAAAUGUAGCCCAAAGAGGUGUGACAUUUUAAAAUAAA
This is a messenger RNA of Pelmatolapia mariae (spotted tilapia), 2665 nucleotides long. RefSeq names its product fibronectin type III and SPRY domain-containing protein 2. The transcript is spliced from 13 exons. Bases 291 to 2096 code for a protein of 601 amino acids. NCBI's taxonomy places the organism in Eukaryota, Metazoa, Chordata, Actinopteri, Cichliformes, Cichlidae. The record is from RefSeq and is a predicted model, not a curated record. Gene Ontology annotation, molecular function: protein binding.